CUGCCAAUGGGCUGACAGCUGGUUGCUGAGAUGUUGCUGAAAGACAUUCCCCAGGAGGUGUUGAUGCGCCCUCUUUCCCGAAAUGAAGUAGUGGGAAUGAUCGUGAGACUGACAAUCUUUGGAGCUGCCACCUACUACGGCAUCAAAUGGGUGGUGGAGGCAAUGGACCCUACACAUAAACAGAAGAUCCAGGCCAAGAAAAGGGCAGAGCAGCUGAUGAAGCAGAUUGGAGUGGAGGGUGUCAAACUCACUGAAUAUGAGAUGAACAUUGCUUCUCACCUGGUAGAUCCACGCAGCAUGAGGGUGUCCUGGAGGGAUAUUGCAGGGCUUGAUGAGGUCAUUUAUGAACUGCAGGACACUGUUAUCCUUCCCUUCCAGAAGAGACACCUACUGGCUGGAUCCAAACUCUUUCAGCCUCCCAAAGGGGUGUUGUUGUAUGGGCCUCCUGGGUGUGGGAAGACUCUUAUUGCCAAGGCAACCGCCAAAGCCUCAGGAUGCCAGUUCAUCAACCUGCAGCCCUCCACUCUGACGGACAAGUGGUACGGCGAAUCACAGAAGCUCACCGCUGCGGUCUUCUCGUUGGCUGUCAAGAUCCAGCCAUGUAUCAUUUUCAUAGAUGAAAUUGACUCCUUCCUGAGGAAUCGCUCCAGUCUGGACCAUGAGGCCACAGCCAUGAUGAAGGCCCAGUUUAUGAGCUUGUGGGACGGGCUGGAGACUGGGGCAAGCAGUCAGGUGAUGGUGAUGGGGGCCACCAAUAGACCACAGGAUCUGGACCCAGCCAUACUGCGCAGAAUGCCCACCACCUUUCACGUGGGCCUACCAACUACAAGACAGAGGACAGAGAUACUGAAGUUGAUCCUGGCAGGAGAAAAUCUAAGCAAUGCCAUUAAUCUGAAGGAGAUAGCAGAGAAGUCGGAGGGUUCAUCAGGCAGUGACCUCAGGGAGCUGUGUCGCGAUGCUGCCAUGUACCGUGUUAGAGACUACGUCCGCAAGCAGCAGAUGAAACAGAUAGCCCAGCAGAUGCAGGAGGAGGACGAGGAAGACAAGUAACAACCAUUACUGUUUCUAACUCAAGCAUCAAACUGAUGGUCUUUGACCUUUUUAUUAUGCUGAAUGUAGCUGUAAGUUACAGUAUACUUCAUUGUGUUGUGCUUGUGUUUUUCGCUUUCAACAAGAGAAGUCUUCAGCUCUUCAAAGCUGGCGAUGGUUGAACAUUUUUCAUAAAACACAUACAGUACCAGUCAAAAGUUUGGACACCUACUCAUUCAAGGAUUUCUGUUUACUUUGACUAUUUCCUACAUUGUAGAAUAAUAGUGAAGACAUCACAACUAUGAAGUAAACCAUAUGGAAUGCUUUUCCUUCACUCUGCGGUCCAACUCAUCCCAAACCAUCUCAGUUGGAUUGAGGUCAGUUGAUUGUGGAGGCC
Molecule: messenger RNA, 1426 nt
Organism: Oncorhynchus keta (chum salmon)
Lineage: Eukaryota; Metazoa; Chordata; Actinopteri; Salmoniformes; Salmonidae
Product: outer mitochondrial transmembrane helix translocase
Exons: 8
Coding region: 31-1050 (339 amino acids)
Cellular component (GO): mitochondrial outer membrane
Molecular function (GO): ATP hydrolysis activity; ATP binding
Source: RefSeq, a predicted model, not a curated record